UUCUGCGCUGCAGCCAUCUACCUGACGCGCUCUCUCUCAUUCUCUGUUCAGACUUUGGUUCAGGUGGACGCCCAGUGCAGGUCCAGUACCAGGAUGUCUCCGCUGACGUCCCCCAAGUUCUUCAGUGAGAAAGAGGUGGCCCGUCACUGCACCAAGGACUCCUGCUGGGUGCUUCAGGGGACCAAGGUGUACGAUGUGACCGCCUUUUUACGCAUGCACCCGGGCGGUGAGUCGCUUAUUCUCCGCCGGUCAGGAAAGGACGUGAGCCAGGUGAUGGAAGGACCCCCACACCGGCACUCUGACAACGCCCGGAGGUGGAUGGAGCAGUACUACAUCGGGGAACUAGGCAGAGAGAGCGACGCCGAGGAGACACAGAUCCUGAGAGAAAGGAGGAACGCUACUGAACAGACCCCAGACGAGAAUGUGACAAACAAGGACAAGAACGCCCUCUUCGACCGCUGCAGCUCUGUGGACCUUGACAAGGAUCUGGUGGACUGGAGGAAGCCCCUGGCAUGGCAGGUCGGCUACCUUGGAGAGAAAUAUGAUGCCUGGGUUCACCAGCCCGUCGACAGACCAAUAAGACUGUUUGGAAACCCCUUUCUGGAGGCCGGUACCAAGACUUCCUGGUACUGGGUACCAGUGGUCUGGCUUCCCAUUGUGCUCUACUUCAGCUGGUACUGCUACACCGCCCUAGCCAGAGGCACCACAAGGAUACUCCUCACAUCAGACGUCUCUAUCCGAAUCCAUGAGUACUUUUUCCCUCUACUCUUUUUGACGGGCUGGUUUUUGUGGUCAUUCAUCGAGUACUGCAUCCAUCGCUUUGUGUUUCACAUGAACCCACCAGCCCAUAACUACUACCUCAUCACAAUACAUUUUCUCCUGCAUGGACAGCACCACAAGUCUCCAUUUGAUGGCUCUCGGCUGGUCUUCCCACCGGGCCUGGCGUCCCUCGUGGUGGGCUCUUUCUAUGGGAUCCUCCGCAUCAUGCUCCCAGAUAUCCUGGGGUUGUCUGUGUUUGUUGGAGGACUGUGUGGCUACGUGGUCUAUGACAUGAUCCAUUACUACCUUCACUACGGCUCACCAAAGAAAGGUUCCUACAUGUACAGUCUGAAGGCCUACCAUGUGAAGCACCACUUUGAGCACCAAAAAGCAGGUUUUGGAAUCACCUCCACAUUCUGGGACCAUCCCUUCAACACAGUCAUCCCAGAGGAGAAAUUCUAACAGGACCACAAGACUUAUCAAGCACCACUUAAGCAACCAGUCCUGCUCUUAUAAUCCCCCCUCACUUUACUUUCUGCAAAUACAGCUCUGCAAAUCCACUUUCAGGGACUCCAUGAUCACUGCGGUUCACACCCCAGCCUUAUUUUUGAUCGCAGCUUGCAGCACAACUUGUGUCUGUUUCCAUGUGUCUUAUCUGUGUGCAUUUCUUCAAUGUGAUCAUGUCAGUAGGAAGGGCUUUCUGUGCCACUCUUCAAUCAGCAUCUUCUGCUGCUGUCAAUCCCCUUACUAAAUAAUCAACAUGAUCAUCCACAUGAUGCAGAGCAAGAGAGCGUCUCUCACACACACACACACACACACACACACACACACACACACACACACACACACACACACACACACACACACACACACACACACACACACACACACACACACACACACACACACACACAGAGAAACAGAGAAACAUGUCAGUGUAAUCACAUCUGUGUGUUGGAUUAUUAUGGUACCAAUCAGAAGCAAGAAGAGACUAGAACAUAUAAAG
Messenger RNA from Notolabrus celidotus (New Zealand spotty), 1765 nucleotides. RefSeq names its product fatty acid 2-hydroxylase (gene fa2h). NCBI's taxonomy places the organism in Eukaryota, Metazoa, Chordata, Actinopteri, Labriformes, Labridae. The transcript has 7 exons. The record is from RefSeq and is a predicted model, not a curated record. Gene Ontology annotation, cellular component: membrane; endoplasmic reticulum. The coding region runs from base 94 to 1221 and encodes 375 amino acids. Gene Ontology annotation, molecular function: iron ion binding; heme binding; fatty acid 2-hydroxylase activity. Gene Ontology annotation, biological process: lipid biosynthetic process; fatty acid metabolic process.